AUGGAUACUUUACCACAGCAGGGUCAGAGGUCGAGAGGCGGCCCACUACCACCCCACGGUCGGAGAGGUGGUAGGGGGGGCGGAGACUGGGGCCCGCGCGGCCCCCCAGAGGAGGGGCACCACCAGUCACCGCAGCGGCCACAGCGCGGGCAAGAGGACCACCACCGUCAGCAGCCACAACACCAGCAGCAGCAGCACCAACAGGCUUUGCAGCCGCUGUCGCAGCAGCCACCGCAGCAGCAGCCUCAGGGUCCGGCACAAGGACAGGGAGUGUCGGGCCCACAGCAGCAAGAUGGGGGCCAGCAAGCACAGCAACAACCACCCCAGGCCAGCAGCCGACCACUGAAGGGCGUGCCCAGCGUCGUUCCGGACUUCGUCAUCCCCAACAACAAGGAGUCACCCACCGCGCCCGUGUCGGGAUCCAAGUUCCCGGAAGCGCCAAAUCUCAUGCAGAAAUUCAGCGAGAUGACAGGCGGCGCAGACGACAUCAUCUCCAAGGGCAAGGAGCUCAUCUUCAUGAAGUUUGGCCUCGGAAAAUAGCACGCUUCUUCAGGCUCGGCCUACGCAACAAGUACCGUCGAACUGAUCCCAGAGUGCGUGUUGCACGAGAUGGUGACACUUCUGGUGCGGUGGUAGAUGAAAAUGUGAAUUAACAAAAUUUGAAGGAAUUUGUUGUUUUGCUGCAGUUCCAUAAACAUAGAGUUAACGUGGUGGACCACUGAGCCUCGUGGGCUCUGUUUUCAUGUGACAUUUGCAAUGGAAGCCUUUCCAACCUGCAGUAUUGUGAAUCAUUCAAAAGAAGUAUAUGUAAAAGAUUCUGUACACAUUGACUUCUGCAUUUAAUGUGGAGUAUAAUACUUUGGUGUUUCUGAAAACUGAUGUGGUGGCUGUAUAAACGAUAGGACUUGUAGUGCUUGUCCCUCCCUCCUACAUCUGGACUAAGCAAAGGUAUCCAACAGUGGCCCUCUUAACUUUUUCUGUCAUCUGGACUUCCAUGGACCGCUUCAAUGAGAGAAACCUGGAAGUUUUUUUAGGACAUUAGAAUGGAGUGUCUUUCUUUUUUUCUUCACAACAUUUAAUCAAAGUGUCUACAAAAUAUUGGUAAAACUCAUUUCUA
Molecule: messenger RNA, 1117 nt
Organism: Schistocerca americana (American grasshopper)
Lineage: Eukaryota; Metazoa; Arthropoda; Insecta; Orthoptera; Acrididae
Product: DNA translocase FtsK-like
Exons: 1
Coding region: 1-540 (179 amino acids)
Source: RefSeq, a predicted model, not a curated record